Ostertagia ostertagi is the source of this 867-nucleotide messenger RNA. Lineage: Eukaryota; Metazoa; Nematoda; Chromadorea; Rhabditida; Trichostrongylidae. The record is from the annotation of a GenBank genome assembly.
AUGGACAACCGCAGGAAGAAUCCGGCGAAAGUCGGACGGCGUCUUUUCAUCGGUGGAACGGCUGCAGGACUCGUCGCGGCGCCGGCGAUCGUGUCGGCGCAGAACGACUGGCCCAACAAGCAGAUCCGGGUCGUCAUUCCCUAUCCGCCGGGCGGGCCCUCCGACGUCACCACCCGCAUCGUGCUGGAGCGCGCGGGAUCGAUUCUGGGACAGAGCAUCCUGUUCGACAACAAGGCCGGCGCCAGCGGUGCGAUCGGUGCCGAGCACGUCAUCAAGAGCGCGCCGGCCGACGGCUACACUUUCCUGACCACGACCACGGCGAUGGUCUGCAUCACCGAGCACCUGCAGCCGCUGCCUUAUGAUACGUCGAAGGACCUCGUGGCGGUGGCCCGCACCGCGACCUCGUGGAUGGGCAUGGGCAUCAACCCGCAGGUGCUCGAGAUUCAUCACCACGGCGUGCGCAUCGAUGCCGGCGACAAGACGAUCGAAGACCUCAAGAAUUUCUACACCGGCGUGCUUGGUCUGGAGCACGACACCGGCCGUCCGGAGAUCCCGGGCAUUCCCGGCAUGUGGAUCAACAUCGGCGAGGUGGGCCAGAUUCACCUGAUCGGCGGCGACGUGCCUUCACGCUUCGCCCAGGGGCCGGGCAAGGACCCGACCUCGCCGCAUGUGGCGCUCGCGGUGGAAGACAUCGUCGAGACGAAGGCCGAACUCGACCGGCUGGGCGCGAACUACUGGUCGCUGAAAGGCGCAACGGGCCCCGAUGCCGAGCAGCUCUUCCUCAACGAUCCGUGCGGCAACAUGGUGGAGCUCCACCAGUUCGACAAAUGCCGCUGCCGUCUCAAGAGCCGCGUGAAGGCGGCCUAG